AUGGAAAUAAAUAAAAUAAAAAAACGAAAAUAUUCAAGAUUAGGUUGUUCAGAAUGUAAAAGAAGGAAAAUAAAAUGUGAUGAAAGUAAACCAGAAUGUUUUAAUUGUUCGAGAUUAAGAAAAAUUUGUAAUUAUCCUGACUCAACUAGUUCAAAUUUUAAAUACGAAAACCCUAAUACAAAAUUCGAACCUCAGCACCAUGUAAAUGAAAAUGAAAUAAAUAAUCUGUCACAAGUUAAUCAUGAUUUGAAUAAUAAUAAUAAUAACAAUUCCAAGAUUAUAUUUGAUCAUAAUUUGAAUAAGUCAUCACUACCUCAACAGCUUCCUAAUUCACCUUUAUUGAAUCAUCAAUUCCAUCAAUCUCCACCGCCGCCCCCGCAACAACAACAACAACAACAACAACCUCAACAACAAUUAUCUUACAGAUUUUAUCAAGAAAACAACAGUAAUAUUAGAACUCCUCCGUCAAUAAAUUCAAUACAUGAUCAUUCAACUUCGGCAACAAAAGUAAAUCUACUAGACUUGGAGGCGAGGUCUAAUGAAGGAAACAUAAACAAUAUUAAUUUACCUAUUAUUCAGUCACCGAACCAACAUCAACAUAUACAAGCUCCGAUUCAACCACAGCCACAGAGUCUUUCCCAACAUCAAUCGAAUAUACAAACGCCAUCUACAUCAAGUAAUACCUUAAACCAACAUAAUCAUCAACGAUCAAUAUCUACUACAAAUUCAAUUCUACCUCAUAAUCAACAGCCACCUUCUCAACAACAUUUGAUAAAUUCAAAUCAUCAAUGUAAAAAAUAUAAGAUAUCAGACAUUCUAUCUCCAGACAUUGAUUUUUUAAAUGAUCAAAAUUGGGGUAGUAUUGCACCUGAUGAUGUACGAAAUUUAUUUGAUGAUGCAAGUUUAUUAGUUCAUGAUUCUUUAGAAAUGUUUGGGAUUGAUCAAUAUAAUAAUAUCAACCAACCAAUAAAUCAUAAUAUCAAUACAAUCACCACUACAAAUACUCCAACUACAAACACAAACAUAAAUAAUAACAGUAGUACAUCAAAUGUAGAAAUUCAAAGAAUUAGAGCUGACUCUUCUUACUCGGUAAGUAUUCCGAGUUCAGAUGAAGCUUCAAUGUUCCCCGAUUUUCCUAUUGAGGAGUUCAGUAGUAGGUUAUUUGUAAAAUCAAAUCCAAUAUUAAUGGAACCAUUAAAAAGUAAUAAAGAGCUUAUAGAAUCAACAUUAAAACAUUUUGAAUUAAGUGGACCUCAUGAAAAUUAUUUAAAUAAACUAACAAAUUCGGAAUUAUCAUUUCAUAUGUUUCCAUUUGCUGAAAGUAUAGAAAAUAAUAUAGUUAACAAAAUUUUGCUUAAAUAUCUGCAAAGUUGUUCAUAUUUAUUAACUUCAUUAUUAUCAAGCUCAGCAACUUUUCAAUUUAUUCAAACAAGAAAACAAUGUCAUGAACAAAACAGAGUUAAAUAUAAUUCAAUAUGUUUGAAAUUAUUAAGUGAAGCAUUUCCUCAAGUAAAUAAUGAAGAAGAAGAUCAAAAAAUUAUGGCUAACGAUAUUGAAAAAUUAUUAUUAACUAUAUUAGUAUUAACUUCAAAUUUCACUGCAACCGCUUAUUUUCAAAAAGAUCACGGUACUCAUAAAAAUCAAACCAAUAAUAAAGAUAAAGCCCAAAAUGAUUCAAAACCAAAUAAAUUACUUUCUUGGAAAACUCAUUUACGUGGAGUUAAAGAUUUAUUAAUUAAAUAUACAGAUUUAACAUGUAAUAAAACUAAUCGUAAAUAUAUAUCAGAUGGUUUAGCAUUAGCUAAAACUUGGUAUUUUGCAAUUGAAUCAUUAGCUGAAUUAAAUGAUCCCUUAGGAGGUACAUUAAAAUAUAUUAAGAAAAACAUAUCAAAUGAAGUUGAUAUAAUUAAAACCGAUAUGGAGUUAGAUUUUUCUGAUAUGAGUAAAUUAUGGUUACAAACUGGUUAUUUUAGUGAAGAAAAAAAUAAAGAUUAUCAUGAUGCAUUAAUUAGAAUUAAUUUACUUACUUUACCAUAUUCUAAUUCUGUACAAUUUAAUUUAUACAAUGGCUAUAGUAUUGCUUUUGUUAAAUUAAUUGAUGAAUUUUGUAAAUGUUUAGAUUUAUUAAGAGAUAAUAAUAAUGCUCAAAUGAGUGGUCAACGUAUUUCAAGAAUAAUGAGUUUAAUUGAUAAAGGUAGAGAAAAUGAUAUUGUACCAUUAAUAAAUAAGGAUUCAUUUAUUAUACCAAUAACAUCACCUGGUCAUCCAAAUUACAAAAAUUUUGAUAAAAUCGAAUUACCUAAAUCAUGUUUUGGAAAAGAAAAUAUAAUAAAUGAAUCAACCAAUGAAGAAACUACUAUUUUUUAUUCAUGGUUUGAUUGGUGUGAACAAAUGCAUAUUGAUUCAUUAUAUUUAAAGUUGUUAACUACUAAGGGGUUAUUAAAAUUACCACAAGAUCAUGCAUUAAUCAAAGAACUUAAAAUAAAAAUACUCGAUUCAUUAUUCUUUAUUAAACCACUUAAAUCCAAAAAUCAAUUAAAUCAUCAUCAUCAUACCGAUAAAAAUUGGGCAAAACAUGACGAUAUUUUUGUCAAAUCAGAAAAUUUUUAUAUUUCUAAAAAUUUAUUUGAUUUAAGAGUUAUAAUGGUACAAAGUGUAUUUCGUCAAUGUUCCAAAAUUCAAUUAAGUGAUGAAGAAUUUGAAAAAUUAGAACUUUUAUUUAGAGGUAUGAUUAAAUUAGGUAAUGGAUCCUCAUUAAUUGCUUUAGAUCAAAUUAGAAAAUUAAGAAAUAAAAAUAUAACAAAAAUUAAAAAGGAAAAUGAUGAUGAAUUUACCAAACUGGAUGGUUUUGAAAGAAAAAGUAGUAAUGGAUCAAAUAGAAAUGGUGAAUUUGAAAAAAUUCAAGGUUCUAAAAAUUCAAAUACUGAUAUUGAUGAUGAUAAUGUACAAAAGGAUCAACGUGAAAAUGAAGAACAAGAAGAAAAUAAUGAUGAAACUGAUGUAAGUGAAGAUACAAAUACAUUUUUGGAUAUCAUACCAUUUUCUUAA
Lodderomyces jiufengensis is the source of this 3048-nucleotide messenger RNA. RefSeq names its product Lys144p (gene LYS144). NCBI's taxonomy places the organism in Eukaryota, Fungi, Ascomycota, Pichiomycetes, Serinales, Debaryomycetaceae. The record is from RefSeq and is a predicted model, not a curated record. The coding region runs from base 1 to 3048 and encodes 1015 amino acids. The transcript has a single exon. Gene Ontology annotation, molecular function: zinc ion binding; DNA-binding transcription factor activity, RNA polymerase II-specific. Gene Ontology annotation, biological process: regulation of DNA-templated transcription.